AUGGCCGCAACCUCAGAAAUCGACUACAACGUAGUCAAUCCAGCCAACAAAUGGAAGAUUCUUCGACAGCAAUGGCGAUAUGGUCUCUGGGCUCUCUGGACUUCCAUCGGCUCCAUGAUGCUGGGAUUUGACUAUGUCAUCGGCGCCCAGCUCGCGUCCUUGUCAGAAUUCCAGAAAUACUUUGGCGAAGAGCAAGCAGACGGAACUUGGAUCAUUCCCGCUACCUAUCUCUCAGCAUGGGGCGCCAUCGGGCUAGGAUGCGAUGUCAUUGCCUCGUGGCUUGCUGCGCCGCUGUUGGAAAAAUAUGGACGGAAGCCUCUUAUUCUGUUUUCGGCAUUUGUAUCCGUCGUUGCUAUCAUUUUGCAACAACUGGCUACAAAUUGGAGAGUGCACCUGGCAGGUCGUGCGGUGAAUGGUAUCGCCAUUGGCAUCAUGUUUACCAUAUCGCCGCUUUGGAUCGGAGAGACUUGUCGACCUGAGCUUCGAGGCUUUUGGCUGUGUUUCUUCAACACCAGCAUCAUCUGGGGCCAAAUGCUUGUUGUCAUUGUUGCACGAGCAACUAGUUCACUCGAUACCAAGUGGCAGUGGUGGAUCCCCGUCAUUUGCAUGUACAUCUUUCCAUUAAUGCUCGUCGUCGUAUGGCCCUUCUUCCCCGAAUCGCCCUACUGGCUCGUCCGCGAAGGCAAAUUCGACCAAGCUCGCAAGUCCCUGGAGCGCAUGUACGGCUUCUCCCACCCCGACUUCUACGACAUCGAAAUCCACCGCCUCCAAGAAGAUGUGCGCCUCUGCGAAGAAAUGACGGGCGCUACCAAGGCUAACCGCACCAUCUGGGGAUUCAUUCCCAACCCUGCCGCCGAACUGGAGUGUUUCAACAAGGAGAAUCGCAAGAGAACCCUAACUGCUAUUUGCGCGGCUAGUUCGCAACAAGUCAUUGGCGCGGCGUUUGUCAUCGGAAACGCAACCUACUUCCUGCAACUUAUCGGUGUAAAAGAAUACUUCAACGCCUCUGUUGUUCUCUACGUCAUCAUGCUGCUCUCUUCGGCUGCGGCGUUCCCCCUGAGCGAAAUGAUCGGUCGGCGAACAUUGAUUGUGCCGUCUCAGUUUCUGCUGUGCUUUUUCUUGCUGUUGAUGGGGAUCAUGGGAUGCAUUCCUGACCAGACGAAGGCGGGUUGGGCGAUUGUCGUCUUUAUCUACCUGUGGGCUAUUGUAUACCAGGUCAGCAUCGGUGCUACUGGUUUCGUGCUGGCAAGUGAGGUUGCGACAUUGCGCUUGCGAGCCGUCACACAAGCCUUGGUUACUAUGAGUAAUGGUGUUUGGGGUCUUAUUAUGCAGUUUACUAUUCCAUACAUGAUCAACCCUGAUGCAGGCCACCUAGGCGGCAAAGUCGGCUUCAUCUUUUUCGGUCUCGGUCUCAUCGUUUCAAUCCUCGGUUGGUACUUGUACCCUGAGACAAGGGGUGUUCGGUUUGAGAAGCUGGACGAGCUGUAUGCAAAGGGUGUGAAGCCACGACACUUUAAGAAGCAUGAGCAUGCUACGGAUAUUGACAACCAGAUUGGGGCGAAGGUGGAGGACGUUGAGUCUCAUGUCAAGGGAUAG
This is a messenger RNA of Pochonia chlamydosporia 170, 1596 nucleotides long. RefSeq names its product MFS transporter. Gene Ontology annotation, biological process: carbohydrate transport; transmembrane transport. Bases 1 to 1596 code for a protein of 531 amino acids. The record is from RefSeq and is a predicted model, not a curated record. Lineage: Eukaryota; Fungi; Ascomycota; Sordariomycetes; Hypocreales; Clavicipitaceae. Gene Ontology annotation, molecular function: carbohydrate:proton symporter activity. The transcript has 8 exons. Gene Ontology annotation, cellular component: membrane.